This is a messenger RNA of Sturnus vulgaris (Common starling), 797 nucleotides long. It is a transcript of the gene TNNC2, whose product is annotated as troponin C2, fast skeletal type. The record is from RefSeq and is a predicted model, not a curated record. Gene Ontology annotation, molecular function: calcium ion binding. Lineage: Eukaryota; Metazoa; Chordata; Aves; Passeriformes; Sturnidae. Gene Ontology annotation, cellular component: myosin II complex.
ACUACAAAUUGGGGUGCCAGGGGCACCAGGAAGCUUCUGGGAGGUCCUGCUGCAGGAGCUGGUGAUUCUCUGGGGGUGGGAAGCACCAUAAAUUCCCAAGAUGACGGACCAGCAAGCAGAAGCUCGUGCCUUCCUCAGUGAGGAGAUGAUUGCUGAGUUCAAAGCUGCCUUCGACAUGUUUGAUGCUGAUGGCGGUGGAGACAUCAGCACCAAGGAGCUGGGGACAGUGAUGAGAAUGCUGGGCCAGAACCCCACCAAAGAGGAGUUGGACGCCAUAAUUGAGGAGGUGGACGAGGAUGGCAGCGGCACCAUCGACUUCGAGGAGUUCUUGGUCAUGAUGGUGCGCCAGAUGAAAGAGGAUGCCAAAGGCAAGUCUGAGGAGGAGUUGGCCAACUGCUUCCGCAUCUUUGACCGGAAUGCGGAUGGGUUCAUUGACAUUGAGGAGCUGGGUGAGAUCCUGAGAGCCACUGGAGAGCCUGUCACUGAUGAGGACAUAGAGGACAUGAUGAAGGACUCAGACAAGAACAAUGAUGGUCGCAUUGACUUUGAUGAGUUCCUGAAGAUGAUGGAGGGUGUGCAGUAAAGGACCAGACAUUCCUCGGGCCGGCUGCUGCAUCCAGCCCUGCUCCCUUGCUGUCCAGGGAGCAGCAGCUCCACGGCAUCUGGCCCUCAGCAGUGGCUGGGACCUUGCUCUGUGCCAGGGUCCCAGUCUCAUCUCACCACCGGCGGCUGAGCUUUUCCUCCCAUCUGUCACCUGUGGCUUUGAUUCGAGCCUCAAUUAAAGAGGAAAGGCUUGA